This is a messenger RNA of Limulus polyphemus (Atlantic horseshoe crab), 5342 nucleotides long. RefSeq names its product neural-cadherin-like. Lineage: Eukaryota; Metazoa; Arthropoda; Merostomata; Xiphosura; Limulidae. Gene Ontology annotation, molecular function: calcium ion binding; cadherin binding. The record is from RefSeq and is a predicted model, not a curated record. Gene Ontology annotation, cellular component: catenin complex; plasma membrane. Gene Ontology annotation, biological process: homophilic cell-cell adhesion. The transcript has 23 exons. The coding region runs from base 31 to 5181 and encodes 1716 amino acids.
GUUAGGAGGUGAGUUCCAUUGCGCUUACCAAUGCUAGAUGCGUUGAAAGUGCUCUUUGUGCUGACAGGAGCAAGCACUUACUUAGUUACUAAGUACAUUCGAAUUGGAAUCGGAGAUAAGAACGACAACCCACCUUACUUUGACCAGGAUCUUUACGAAGCCGAGGUAAACGAAAAUGAAGACAUACAGCAUACUGUGAUUACUGUUACAGCUAAUGACAAGGAUGAAUCUUCAGCUUCAAGAAUUAGAUAUGAAAUCACCCAAGGAAACAUUGGAGGAGUGUUUGCCGUUAAGAAUGAAACGGGAGCUAUCUAUGUGGCUGGUCCUUUGGAUUAUGAAACCCGAAGUGAGUACAGGCUGCAACUGGUUGCGUCUGAUGAUGUUUACGAGAACUACACGACGGUGCUUAUCCACGUGAAGGACAUAAACGAUAACCCGCCAGUUUUCGAUCGCCUCACCUAUGAGACACAAAUCACUGAGGAAGAUGACAGAAACCUUCCUAAGCGUAUACUACAGGUUACAGCCACUGAUGGAGAUAGAGAUCGACGUCCAGAUAUAGUUUAUUCCUUGGCUGGCGAAAGAAUUGAUGACGAUGAGCUUUCUAAUAAGAAAUUUGCUAUCAAUUCCACCACAGGAGAAAUUUACGUGCUUAAACCUUUAGACCGAGACUUGCCAAACGGUCGGUCCCAGUGGCUAUUUACCGUGUUUGCCGAAGACGAAGGCGGUUACGGCUUAGUAGGCUUCGCCGACGUUCUUGUCAACUUGAAAGAUGUUAACGACAACUCCCCAUUUUUCCCUAAUGCUAUUUGCAUUGGUAAUGUAACAGAAAAUGGAACUGCUGGAAUGACUGUGAUGACAAUGACAGCUACAGAUUAUGAUGAUCCUGAGGAAGCAAGUAAUGCAAGACUCACAUAUUCAAUUGAACAAAAUCAAGUCAGUGCACAUGGGGAGCUGAUUUUCAGCAUAGAGCCACAAAAUGGUGUGAUAUCAACUGCUGUUUGCUGUUUAGACAGAGAGACUAAUCCAGAGUAUAUUAUCAAAGUGGUUGCUACAGAUGGAGGAGGAUUGAAAGGUACUGGCACGGCUACUAUUAAGAUAAAGGACAUUAAUGACAUGCCCCCAGAGUUCACUAAGAAAAUUUGGUUUGUUCAUGUUGAUGAAACAGAAGGUGAUAACAUUCCUGAGACACCAAUUUUGGUAGUUUCCAUCAAUGAUAAAGACUUGUUAGAAACUAAUCAGUUCAGUUACAAAGUGAUUGACAAUGCUUUUGGUGCAGAUAGAUUCACAAUGGUAACCAAUUCUGAUGGCACUGGUUCACUCAGAGUAGCAAAGUCUUUGGACUAUGAAGACAUGCAGCAGAGGUUUGGUUUCAACAUAACCAUCCAAGUGAGUGACCAUGGGAAAGGGUCCUCUGAACCCCAUCACAUAGAUUAUGCCAAGGUUCAAGUAAAACUUAAGGACAUCAAUGACAACAAGCCAAAGUUUGAACAUUCCAAUAUUGAAGUUUCAGUAUCAGAGGAUGCUGAAAUUGGUUACAAGUUAGCAUUCUUUACUGCUACUGAUGCUGACCAAGGAGGGCAGUCUCACGUGAGCUAUACCAUUGAUAGGUCAUCUGAUAAGAGGAGACAAUUUAAAAUAGACAAAGAUGGUAUGGUCUGCAUUCAGAGAAAACUUGACAGAGAAGAUGCACCAAGACAUCAAGUGAAGAUACUAGCUGUUGAUGAUGGUAACCCCCCUUUAACAGCCACUGCUACUCUUGGUAUUGUGGUCAGUGACAUCAAUGAUAAUGCUCCUCGUUUUCUCAAGGACUAUCAUCCAAUUAUAAUGGAAAAUGCCAGACCUCCUCAAAACGUGGAGGAAAUCCAAGCAACUGAUGACGAUAAUCAUUCUAAGAGAAAUGUUCCACCUUUUACUUUUUAUAUGGAUCCUGAAGCCCCAGAAAUUAUUCAAGACUUUUUUAGGGUUGAGCAUCAGCAUGAGGGAGGCAAUGGUGACAGUAUGGCAAUAGUCACUGCACUUGUGGAAUUUGAUCGAGAAAAGAAAAAGGAAUAUCAUGUACCCAUUGUUAUCAAGGAUAGUGGGUUUCCACCAAAAACAGGAACUAGCACAUUGACUGUAAUUAUUGGAGAUGAGAAUGACAAUUUAAUGUUUCCUGGUCAUAAGGAUGUUUUGGUGUAUAGCAUCAAAGGUGCAAUCCCUCCAACAUCUGUGGGAAGGGUACAUGUUGAAGACCUAGAUGACUGGGACCUUCCUGACAAGGUGUUUGCUUGGGAAAACAAUGUUCCCCACCCAAACUUUGAGCUUGACCAACAUUCAGGUGUCAUAACAAUGAAGAAUAUCACAUCAGGGACUAGUGCCUUCUUGAGCUUCAGUGUGUUUGACCACAAGCAUGGAAAAGAAGUGAAAGCCACUGUUAAUGUCACAGUGCAAGAAAUACCGGAAGAAGCAAUUUACAAUUCUGGUUCCAUUAGAAUUCAUGGUACUUCGGCUGAAGAUUUUGUUAGAAUUUUAAGUUGGAAAAACUACUCCGUUGUGCAAAGUAAAUACGAUAAAUUUCGAGAGGUGAUAGCUGAGCUUUUAGGAAUCAAUAGAGGAAAUGUAAAUAUAUUCACUGUGUAUCCCAAACAAGAAAAGCCUCCAAUUACUGAUGUCAGAUUUGCUGCUUAUGAUUCUUCAUAUUUUAAGGCUAGCAUGUUAGAUGGAACUGUUUCUCUGAAUCGAGAGCUGAUUCAGAGAAGGGUUGGAAUCAACAUCACCAUGGUUGGAAUUGAUGAAUGCUUGAUUGAAAAUCUAAACUGCAAGGAUAGCUGUACAAACAAAUUAAUAGUUGAUCCUCACCCAAUUGUUGUGAAUGCCAACUGGACUUCAUUUGUAAGUGUAAAUAGCUGGAUCAAACCCAUGUGUGUAUGUGGUGCGAGAGAUUUCUCUGAAAAAGAAACCUGUAAACAACAACCUCCUCCUUGCUUUAAUAAUGGUAAAUGCAUUGAUGGCCCUAGCGGAGUCAGAUGUAACUGUACUGGAGAAAUGAAUGGACCUCUGUGUCAGAUUACAACCAUUUCUUUCAAUGGUAGAGGGUGGGCAUGGUAUCCAGUUUUGCAGCAGUGUGAAAAUUCCCAUCUCAGUUUGGAGUUCAUGACCCUGAAACCUAAUGGUCUGCUGCUUUAUAAUGGACCUAUCUCCAAUCCAGAGCCUCAAGAAAUUGUUGUGCAAGACUUUUUGUCUAUUGAGCUUCAUGAUGGAAGGCCUAGGCUCUUGAUGGACUAUGGAUCAGGGACAACAGAAGUUAUAACAAAUACAAAAAUUGCACUUAAUGAUGGAGUGUGGCACAAAUUAAACAUAUUUUGGGAUAGAGAAAAUAUUCGAAUCAGAGUAGAUGACUGUAUCCAUGCUGAGAUCACAGACUCUGAAACAACACCAAAAUUUGAUAGUUCCAGUUGUGAAGGCCAUGGAACCAUUCCUCCUUUUAAUGAGUUCUUGAAUCUAAAUGCACCACUCCAAAUAGGUGGAGUUCACCACAAAAGGCUAAACUUCACUUGGCAAUACCAUCAUACUCAAGAAGGUUUUGAAGGCUGCAUAAGAAAUGUAUUUUAUAAUAGUGAGAUUUAUGACCUUGGAAACCCUGGUAGUUCUGAAGGUAGCCAACCUAGGUGUCCACCAGCAGAUGAUAGCUGUAAUACUAACAGUAUCACUUCCUUCUGUGACAAUGGCAGUUGCGAGGGCACUUAUCAUGCAGCUCGAUGUGUCUGUGAUCCUGGAUGGCAUGGAGUACAUUGUAACCUACCUACUCAAGCUAAGAUGUUCCAAAAAAGCAGCUAUAUAAAAUAUGCCUUGUCCUUUGAACCAAAUACUUACAAGACUGACAUCCAGCUUAUGUUUCGUACCCGACAGAAACAUGGAGAACUCUUCCGGGCUAUGAGUAAACAUGGUCAUGAAUACUGCAUUUUGGAGAUUCGGGACCAAAAAAUCCACUUCCGAUUUAACCUCAAUCAACAUAACUCUACAGGUGAGCAAGAACUGUGGCUACCUCAUGUUACAGUUAGUGAUGGUCAGUGGCACACAAUCAAAGUUCUUAGGUAUGGCAGCACAGCUAGUAUGUCAUUGGAUGGAGGUGGAGGAAGACAUUACAAUGAAAUUAUUAAUUACAAGGGCUUGCAUCAAUUGAUGAAAAUGGAAAAACAGAAUAUCAUUGUUGGUGGUAAUGUGCAUUAUAUUGGACCAAGUGUUAGUGUGGUGGAUGAUGAUUACCAAGAAGGUUGUAUAAAUGACAUUAGACUUGACCAGCGCUAUCUUCCUAUGGAAAAUGGAUCUGAAAAUGCUGCUGUAGUUGAAUGGAAUAACCUUAUUGAUAAUUGCCCUUCCAAUAAUUCUUGUCAAAAUGUAAUCUGCUAUCCACCUUUUGUUUGUAAAGAUCUCUGGCUUCUUCAUGAAUGCAGGUGUCACAAUGGUUUUGUAUUGACAGAGGAUGGUAAAAACUGCAUUGAUGCUAAUACUUGUUUGAGUGAUCCCUGCUUUAAUGGUGCAACAUGUGUGGACAAGCCAGAUGGCAAAGGCCAUUAUUGUCUAUGUAGUGAUGGUUAUAGUGGCAGCAAUUGCCAGUCAAUAGUCCAAGCAAAAGUGAUGAAAUUAAGCAUGGCAGCUCUUGCAACCAUCUUGGUCUGUCUCCUUAAAAUACUGAUUUUGGUACUAGUUAUUGUUGCAUACACAAGGAGCCAUAGACCUGAAAGGAAAUAUGGACAUCGUGAAGUUGACGGUGAUGUUAGGGAAAACAUUAUUUGUUAUGAUGAUGAAGGAGGUGGAGAGGAUGACAUGAAUGCCUAUGACAUUACUCCUCUACGUAUUCUUAUUGAUGUUAAUGGGCUUCCUGUUAGAACUAAGCCUGAACCAGAACAACCUCUGAUGAGAGAUCCACAGCAAAGACAAGUGCCACCUGGCAGUCAGCCUGAUGUGGGAGAUUUCAUUCAAGAUUAUCUGAAUAAAUCAGAUAAUGAUCCCAAUGCCCUACUAUUUGAUGACCUGCAAAACUAUGCCUAUGAAGGGAGUGGAAGCAUGGCAGGAUCCCUUAGCUCAUUGGCUUCAAGCAGUAAUGAUAAUGAGCAAGACUUUGACAACCUCAAUGGAUGGGGCCCUCAGUUCUCCAAACUUGCUAAUAUGGAUGAUCAUUGUGAAAGUGAAGAAGACUAGUUAAUCAUCACUGCACACCAACCUUGUUUUCAACUGCCUCUGCUGAUCAUUCCAUUGCUCUCUCUCUUUAAGACCAGUGACAAGUUCACAUUGGAGAGUGACAGUUCUAGCCAGACAUACUGUAUACUGAAAGGAACAAAAUAAACUAGGAUUUGUUGAAA